This is a messenger RNA of Pieris macdunnoughi, 366 nucleotides long. Lineage: Eukaryota; Metazoa; Arthropoda; Insecta; Lepidoptera; Pieridae. The record is from the annotation of a GenBank genome assembly.
AUGGCGGCUAAGGUAACAGGCUGUAAGGCAGUGAAGCCACUUUUAUCUGCUAACUAUUGUGAGGCUCAUACACGGGUUGUUGGCUUGUACAAGGCUUAUUAUCGGUAUCUCCCCUAUUUAGUAAGACAGUUUGAUAUUCCUAAAUCUCAAGAAGAUUGUCGCUGGAAAUUGAGAGAGAAAUUUUAUAGACAUGCUUGCGUCACUGAUCUCCGGGUUAUUGAUAUGUUAGUCAUUAAGGGCUACAUGAAUUUAAAAGAGAUGACCGAGAAUUGGCAACAAAAAGGACAUGUUAUGCAUAACUGGGCUCCGACAGCUGAGCGUAAGCCAUGCGACUUUGUUGGAAAAUUUUUAUCAGGCAUUGAUUGA